This is a messenger RNA of Musca domestica (house fly), 1317 nucleotides long. RefSeq lists its product as uncharacterized. The transcript has 4 exons. The coding region runs from base 30 to 1301 and encodes 423 amino acids. The record is from RefSeq and is a predicted model, not a curated record. Lineage: Eukaryota; Metazoa; Arthropoda; Insecta; Diptera; Muscidae.
AAAAUAGUCAUUUGUUCAAAAAAAAUUAAAUGUAUUCCAAAGGGAAACAUAAAUAUCUCAUAAUUUUAAUAUACAUCUUUAUAUGGGUCAAAAUACUUUCUCAUGGCGGGGGUUCCUCGGCUCAAGCAGUAUCAUACGAAAACGAUCUGACUUCCGACACGCAUAUACCAAAAAGGCCCGCUAUGAAAGGAACAAAUGGUGAUCUAUAUGAUAUUUUCAUGGAACGUUUGAAUCAAGUCAAGCAGGAACUAAUAUAUCAUGAAUUACCUAACAAUAACCAAGAAGGAAAACUAUCCAGCCGAAAAAUAACACCAAGACAGGCAAAAACAACAAAUUUGUCACAAAAACGCCCAAAUAGAAGUCUCAGUCACAUUCCUAAGAUAAAUAGAUGCCGUAAUGACAACAUAUCUCAUCGGAAUUUAUCCCAAUCUCUUUAUCCUUCGGUUCUAACAAAAGCUCUAGAGAUCAGUUUAAAUCCAAAUAAGACUGGAAUUAAUAACAAGGGAAAUAUCUUGGAAAAUAUUGCGGAUAAAAUGAAUACAAGUGUCAUGGAUAUUGCUUCAAUUCUAACGAAACCCAUGGACCUGAAUGUAACCACUUUAGAAGAGUCCAAGAAUUUGAAGGGAAUUAUCAAAAAUUACAUUUUUGGAAAUGAAAACUCUGGGAAUUUUCAGCAGAAUCCAUCAAUUUUGAGAAAUAUCCCUGAUGAUAACAGGGAUAGAACAACAACUGAAAUAAGAAAUGUUCUGGAACGAGUUUUAGACAAAUUGGAACAAUUGAAAGGGUCUGAAAACCGAAAUGAAGGGGAAAAUCAUGUAAAUGGUACACCAUGUAAUAUUUUGGGCACCUGGUUUUCCACUACUUUGGGUUUAUGUUUCGAAAUCCAUUGGGCCAACAACAGCUUCCCUUGGUCAUACAACAAUAAAAGCAGCAACAAAUUAUCCAUAAAAAUCCAAGAAUGUAUACCACCGAAACGGCACAACGUUAUGGAUUUGGAGUGGAAAAUUGAGGGCACAACCUAUACUAAUAUUGGUGGUCCAUUUUAUGUGUAUACCCAACAUGAAAAAGAACAUUUAGCCGGCACUUUUCUGGGUUUUUGUUGGAUUUGUGAUGAUUCCGAUAUAGUCUAUGGAUCAUGGACUUUUCUCAAGCCCAUCAAAGAUUGUGUGGCUGCUUCAAUGGCUUUUGAGGUUAAGCGUGAUGUUUGGCGCAGAGAUCGCAUGAAAAUGAAAUGUAAGAAACGUUUGAAGGCCUUGCACUAUGGAGAAAAUCUUGAAAAGAUUAAAGAAACUGGAAAUUAAAUAUUAAAAAAUUAGA